GUCGUAGGUAGUCAGUCUUUCAGUUGGGUUCUGCUGUUUCUUCUGCUUAAGUCGCUGCGCAUCGCAGCGUCAUCGACAACAUCGUACAAAACUACCGAGUAUACCGACAACGACGAACUCGUAUAUUUCUACAGCUUACCUCUUACCUUGGCACCGCACACAUAAGCUGUGUUGCCUGAAUGUUUUUUGCCUUACCUAGUCUACCUCUAAGCGUUGCGUCCCAGCAACCACAGUGAACGCGACCAACAAACCAUCCCAACCAACCAACCAUCUAUGCAGUCAGUCAGUCAGUCAUUCAUACAAACUUCCCUCCACGGUAUAAGUAUAUACCAUAUACAACUACACGUGCUUGUAUGUGUGUGUGUUCGUGUGCAUAUUGUAUAGUGUUGUUUUUGUGCUUAUACAUCGAACAACGCUUGGCACUGACGACUCACGACUAACGACUACGGAUGCCGGGCCACACUACUGCUUGGAGGAUUUUCGUCUAUAUACGCAUAUGGGAAAAACGAGUAUUAUUUUGGGGCGCACGAGACCUCGACCACCAAGUCGGUUGUACGUACGUUUCAUUUAGUGCUGAGCAGUCGCUUUGAACGUUUGUAAUUUUGUCAGCGCGCUCUUCUCCUCAGUGUCAGUGGUGUAUCAUUAUACUUUUUUCACUACUACUAUACUAUACUUGUGUGAUUAUUAUUAUUGUUGUAGUAUCUAAUAGUUGUGUUGUACUUGGUACUAGGCGUUCAAAGAACACAGAACAGUGCCGCUCUCUCGCAUUUGUUGCUGUUUAACUUGAAUAAUAGUGAGUGGAGUGUUUUGUUUUUAUUCCUCGCAUAGACGCUUUGAUUUUGAACGCUUAAAGAAAUACUACGAAACAGUGUAGCACGCUUUACUCGAUAUAAUUAAGUUGAUUCAGAAAGUAAUCAUUGAUUAGCAUUGACAAACAUAUAAUAUUUACGAGCCCUCAUAACAGUAGCGCUAAGAAAGUGAUUCUUAAAAUAAAAAAAAUAAAAAAAUUGAAGAACAAAUAGUCAUAUCGCAAACGGAGGUCAGCGCGUCAAGACCACUCGUAUAUAUAAUCGGUAUAGCUGUGCUGGGUGUGUUGGGGCCUAUCAACGUUGUCUAUAGAAGAUUGUGUCCCAUAAAACCUGAAAUUUAUUCAAUACACAUACAAAAGCCGGCGUGUUGUGUACGUGUGUAACGGUCACGCAAAAAAGAGAGCGCGCGCUGAGUGGAUACGACGACGAGGCUGUCGAAACGAGUUAGACAAGAGACGGGGUCUUGAGAAUUGUGCUGAUGUGUGUGAGCGUGUGCGCGCGCAAGUUAUUUCAGGUAAUCUUCAUUGCCACAGUUAAUCGGUGAGAUACAAAAAUAAGAAAAAAAGAGCAAUUCACUCAGCUUGACUCACUCGGUCUUAAGCAGCUGUCUGAGUCAACACAAUGGCGAACGAAAAAGAUAUUAGUUGAAAUGAUGUUACAAACAAAAGUACCAAAUCGAAAUGAAACAUCUUAGCGCUAUCGGUAAAAAUAACUUUAAGUAGUACAAUACUUCCGUUUACCUGUGACGAAUUUCAGAUUUCUCAAAAAACCUUUAUAAGCUGAAGCAACAGUACUAAUUAGGAAUACCAGCCGAGCCAGUGGAUUUUAAAAUUUCAGCUGUUCUAUAACGGACUUCAACAAUUAAAGCAAAAACGUAUACAUUCGAAAGAGGAAAAUUAGCAAAGCAGAAAGGAGUAUAAUUCUUAAAACAAAAAUAAAAACUUAAUAAAAUAACAAAAUGCCUACAAUAAGGCGUUGCUGCAUCGUGGGUUGCCUUUCUAAUUCACGACAGAGCCCACAAUUGCAGUUCUUCCAAUUUCCACGCCCGGAAAACCCGUUUUUCGGCCUCUGGAAGCAAGCAUGCCAUGCCUCGCUCAAUCGCAUUCUACCCUUCAAAAAGCCAGUUGUUUGUGCGUUACACUUUCAUCCAAAUCUUAUAGGCGGCCGACGACUAACAUCUUCAGCUGUGCCAUCGCUACGCCUAGAUGUACCCAAUGAUCUGAAAGCCGUUGAGCAACAAGCCAUGGUUGAGGAAAUAGAGAGAAGCCGCAAAUGUGCAUACAUCAAUGCAGUUGUUUAUGAAUGGUUAGUACGUGCCAAUUUGAAUCCACAACUUCGUGGCUCCAUAACACACGGUAUGAUUAAGGAAAAGGCCGCUACAGCGGGACAACUCGUUGGUUCAACAUCAUUUGUCGCUGACAAUCGUUGGCUAAAUAGAUUCCGUGAGACACAUUUAAGUGGCUUUGCACAAAAAUUGGCUAGCAACCAAUUGAAACCGCUCGGCGUAUCAUUGUGGAUUCCCGAUAUUGUACAAGAUCUCCAGCAUCUUUUUCCACCAACUAGUGCCGAACGUGUAGCGAAAUUAGAAAGUCUGCCUGAACAGUAUAUGGACUAUAUGCAACAGUAUGGUGAAUAUGAAGAGGACGAUGAUCAGGAUUCACAGGGUGCAUCGCUAAAAGACCAACAACAGAGUCAUGCUGGAUAUGAUGCAUAUGGUCAACCGAUACCAAAUUAUAAUGGCGGUUAUGAAGGCUAUGAGGGAUACUACGAUCGUCAAAACCAACAUAGUAAUUAUAGUUCCCCACAGCCACAACGCCCUGCCUCGAAUUCGCCACCACUGCAACAGCUACAAAAAUUAGCUUCUCCAGCAUAUCGUGCCAGUCCAAUUCUACAACCGCCUGCAAAACGAGCCCGUUCCAAUGACGGUGAUGUCAACGAAAUAACGGCAACAAAUGGUAACAACGUAACAGAUUUAACGAGCGAUUGCGAAGCGAACGAUUGCGAUGUUAAGCCAAUUAAACUCAAUGGUACAGCAACACCAACACCAAAUGGUACUAAUGGCCACACACCAGCUGCUUCUCCGAAAUCCGCAAUUAAUGGUUCUACAAAUGGUAAUAGUGGCAGUACAAAUGGAAAUACAAAUGGUAUUACCAAACUUGGGGAUAUCGAGCUCUCAUCCUACACACAGGCACUCGAAUACCUUAAACCGCUGGAGGAGUUUGCACUUUCACGGGAGAAUUUCCGCGCAAUCGGUUUAAUAUCACAAUUGGAGGUGAUAUUACGAAAAGGUGAAAAUAAACAUUUGGCGACAGUUCUCAAAUAAGCAUUAUUCAACUGCAGAAGACGUGCUUGAUUAAAGGAAUUAAAAGCUAAUUCCUAAUAUGUUCAUGUGAUUUAGUUUUUGUAAAUAAUUCUUAAAACUAUUUAGUAUUAUUAGAUAAUAUAUGCUUAAUUAACGGUUAAUUGAAUCAUUAUUUGCUUUUAUAAGAGAAUUAAUAUCUAAAAUAUAGAAAUAAAUGUAUAUAAAAAUGUAACAAUACUUUAUUCAGUCCUGAACUCAAAAUACUGCAUUGCAAACAAUGCCGACGUUAAGGUAUUUUAUUUAUUACACAAAUAAAAAAUAUUCAAUAUAAGA
Messenger RNA from Bactrocera oleae (olive fruit fly), 3444 nucleotides. The record is from RefSeq and is a predicted model, not a curated record. Lineage: Eukaryota; Metazoa; Arthropoda; Insecta; Diptera; Tephritidae.